CUGUUGCUCACCUGUCUCGACGUGUUGUCCGGCAGGACGUGUUGUCCCCUCGUGCUGGUGUUCCUAGCAUCGCGUCCGAGCAAUUUCCUCUACAAAUUUUCCGUCUUAAAAUGUAGUUUUUCACGGCGUCAACUCCAUUCUGGUUCGCCAACUACCUACGUGUUUUUUUUCAUUGUUACGAGCGAUUGUUUAUUUCACAAAUACCUACCUACCUAACUCGUUGAUCGUUUCGCUCAACAAUCGAUAUUUUCGAAACAGCAUCAGUGCUGCAGCUACGUACCCCGUCACCAAUGCACUGUCUUGUCCUGAUACCAAAUCGUAGUUCGUUUUGAUGAUACGAGAAAUAUACCAUUGCACGGAUGCUCCUAAAGAAUGCUUAUAUCUUAAAGUACUAGCAGAGAAUGAGAGGACCUCAAAUGUUCAAUUUAAAAUUAAAAAAAAUAUGCUGCUAACAAAACUGAUGGAAGCCUAUUGUGAAAGAACUGGUUUAGCUGUGGGUACAGUGAAAUUUCUAUUCAAUAAUCACACAAUUACUGACUUUGAUACUUCAGUAUCAUUGAAGAUGGAAAAUGAAGAUACUAUAAAAGUCCUUAAGCCAAAGACAAUUGUAUGCCAGUUAUGUGCCCAACGUAGUUGCUUGGAAUUGCGACCCAACGAUUCCAGUUUCAUAUUAUUGGAAUAAUGAAGAAAGCUCACACUACUUGGAAAAAGCCGCAUUAGCUGAAGAUGGCAAUACCUCAAAGAAAUAUCGAUCUUGUCAGCUAUAAUGGCAUAAUAAUUAUAGAGCGUACCUGGUACAUACUUAUAUAUUAUUCUUAUAUGUUAUUAAUAACAAUAAAUGCCUGCCUAUAUUCAAAAAUUGCAUCGUAUUAAUUUUCGAACGUAACCCAAUUUAUUAAUGGUUACCUACCUAUAGCUUCUUUUAUAUCAAAUAGGAAGCUGCAGAAUAUAGAAUAAAUGUAAUUAACUACCUGUACCUACCUAUAAUCUA
Molecule: messenger RNA, 991 nt
Organism: Metopolophium dirhodum (rose-grain aphid)
Lineage: Eukaryota; Metazoa; Arthropoda; Insecta; Hemiptera; Aphididae
Product: small ubiquitin-related modifier 3-like
Exons: 4
Coding region: 332-682 (116 amino acids)
Biological process (GO): protein sumoylation
Cellular component (GO): nucleus
Molecular function (GO): protein tag activity; ubiquitin-like protein ligase binding
Source: RefSeq, a predicted model, not a curated record